AUGUCAUCAUCCCUUGGUACGAAUGCGCUUUUCUCGCGUGUGACGAGCAUAGAGAAGGCCGCGGAAGUCGCCAAGAAGGCACCACCGAAGGUAGUAAAGCUCUCGGAGGAGGCUAGUGCGCUGCCACCGCACAUUAUAAGCGUUACAGAUCCGGUGAAGUUGAACGCACAGACACCGUUCUUCAAGUGCCCGCCGUGGGCUGCACACCCUGUGCAUGCAUGCCACUUGCACUGCACCCGUGACGGGGUACCUCUGCCAGCACUGGGUCUCGAUCGGUUUCCAUUUUACUUGUUUGGUCGUAGCGCUGUGUGCGAUUACGUACUUGAACAUCCGUCAAUCAGCAGCAUUCACGCGGUGUUGGUGUACCACCGCGAACAGAAGUGUUUCGUGCUGAUGGACUUGGGCUCGACCAAUGGAGUUAAGCUUAACGGCGUCCGCAUCGGGAGGAAGAGGCCAGUGCCGGCACCUGUUGACAGCAGCAUCCAGUUCGGCUUCAGCACUCGCAUGUACAAGGUACGCCUGGGCCCUCCACCCUCGUCGAAGCGCCUGCGAGAGGAGCAGGAGAAGAUUGCAGAAGAACAGAAACACGCAAAGACUGCUCUUUCAUCUUCUCUCCCUGACAGGGCUACUGCUGCUGCUCACAGUGCCAGCGGUGAAGACGCUGCCGAGGAGCAUACAGGCGAGGCGCCGACGGCGGCGAUGCGUGAGAAAGCGAGAGACGCCACGGAGCUGACACAGGGAGAGGCGACAGCGGCGGAGGUGCAGAAGAAAGAAGAAGAGGAGGAAGAGAGGGGUAAAUCGCCAGCUCCUCCCCUGGUUGUUGAGCGGCGACUGUACCACGUGCUUAUCAAGCACAAGGACGUGCGCCGGCCCGUGUCCCUCGCCCCGCGCAACAAGGGCGAUCGCAUCACGCGGUCCAAGGCGGACGCUGUGACGUUGGCGCGCGCGGUUCUCGCACGCCACAGCGGGCCGGCGGCGGAGUGGUCCUUGCAGGAGUUUGCAGCUGCGGUGCGUGAAUUCAGCGAGUGCGCCACCGCCAAGCGGGACGGCGAUCUCGGCAUGGUGGAGAGCGGCACAUACACGGAGACCUUCGACGCCGCUGCUUUCGCACUGGGCCGCGGCGAGGUGAGUGCGCCAGUGGAGACGGAACUUGGCGUGCACCUCAUAUACCGUGCUGAUUGA
Trypanosoma grayi is the source of this 1182-nucleotide messenger RNA. Its product is annotated as peptidyl-prolyl cis-trans isomerase. Gene Ontology annotation, molecular function: mRNA binding; protein binding; peptidyl-prolyl cis-trans isomerase activity. The record is from RefSeq and is a predicted model, not a curated record. The transcript has a single exon. NCBI's taxonomy places the organism in Eukaryota, Euglenozoa, Kinetoplastea, Trypanosomatida, Trypanosomatidae. The coding region runs from base 1 to 1182 and encodes 393 amino acids.